AGAGCGAAGAAACGAGAACGUCCUCAUGGAAACGAGUGGAAGUGGUGAUGUUGGCAGCGCGCACUGAUCACGAGAUCAGCGCUCCGACCAGCGUUUAGAGCGGAGAAAACUCGGAAACCCCCUUUGGUAUGUUUUCGUUGCCAGUAUCGCCAAGUAUCGCUGAUGCCACAGAGUCGACGUAGUUCAGAUCAGUUUCAGAUGUAGAAAUGUCGAAUACAAUGGAUGCUGAAAAAUUGAUUAGUUGCGUUUUUUCACGGAGUCCAUUAUGAGACAAAAGAGACGCGUCAUCGCUGGGAGAACGUCGCCUCUAUGCAAGUGAUACCUCCAACCUCCGAGACCACAUACGGCGGCGUCACCCAAGUGGAUAAGGGGCAACCCCAACAACAGGGCAAGCAGAGGUUGUCCCAUUAUAUGGCGCGGAGCAGCCAGGAGUCUCAAACGAUGGACAGAUUUGUGGCACGCUUCAUCGCCAGGAUCUUUCAGCCAUUCAGAAUCGUGCUUCAAGGAGAUGGUAAGCUACCUGAAUGCCAGCCGCCAGGUCGGCGAACAGUUCUGAUCCCGUGGCUCCAGGCGGAGCUGAAGAAUAAACUGUGGGAAGCUGUGCCAGGUGCCCGCUGGGUAGCUUUGACCACAGACACCUGGAUGUCAAACCGCCAGCAAAGUUUCGUGGCAGUGACAAUUCCUUUUGUACACGCUGGCAAGUUCAUGUCCGGGUGCCUGGACGCAGCGACGCAGCCGGGAGGCCACUCUGCGUGGAACAUCGUGGCACACCUCCAAGGAGAGAUGGAUGCAUGGCAGAUUGUGGGAAAGGCACGUUCAUUCAGGAUGGCCAGCGAACCUCAAAACUUGAAAAAUGAGAGGAAUUUCAGUAGGCACAGUACCCUGGCUUCUGAUCGCCUGCGCAACCAACAAAACUUGGCACAAGCUUCGAGUUGCAGUGUAUCUAGCAGGUCCCAGCCCGCUGGAAUAUCAAGCUGGCAAUGGUGAGAAGAUAGUAUGGAAGUGAAGGAUCAUCUCAUCAUUGUUCAGUCUCAAUCAUGCAAUGUGCUUACUUGAUGUGUAGGCUUGAAGUAAAGCUUAGAGUUUGCUGCUCCACCCUUUCUUACAUUGGGUUGCGUCAGUAGUGACGUCAAGAGUUAGGCCUUCCUUUUCAUAAUAUAUCUAAUAUAAUGCCAGACUGCUUUAAAUAGGAUAAGAGCAAAGAAAAAGGUUAAAUGAUUUGGAUAAAAAAAAGUCCAUGGAGGAAGUCAGAACAGGGUUUGCUAGGGGACUGACUAGUAGCAUAGUUCUCAAAGACGUCUGUCCAGGAGGAGGCAUUGCCAAACUUGAAAACUGGGGGAGUUUUGAAUCUAAUUUUUAUAGGUACCCAAUGCAUAAAUUAGAUUUAUCCAUUUAGCAAGUGAAUAAAUCAUACUCCAACACUGACAUGGAUUCCCAUCUCUUCUUAUUACCACAUUAUUAGGUACUCCCAAGAUAAGAAUAUAUAAAAUGUUAAACAUAUGAAGACAAGUAAUAACAAGAAAUAAUGGCAAUAUUAGGCAAGAAAUUAAGUUCAUGAAAAUGAAAUAAUAGGCACAAUAAAAUGUUUUAAAAAAGAAGAAACAGCAAAUUUCUGAAGGAAUAUGGGAAAUAUGUACAACUUCAAGAAAAAACAAACACUUCCUUGGGGGAAAACUUUUAUAUAGCGUUCAGGAAUACCUCAAUGACUAAUACGUGCAAUGUGAUUUCAGGUGCUGCAGUAGGUCUAGAUGUAGAAAUAGAAGAAAAAGAAAGAAAGAAAAAAACCAACAACUUGCCACAACCUGCCUCCUCCUCCUCACCAUUUCA
Gryllus bimaculatus (two-spotted cricket) is the source of this 1827-nucleotide messenger RNA. NCBI's taxonomy places the organism in Eukaryota, Metazoa, Arthropoda, Insecta, Orthoptera, Gryllidae. The record is from the annotation of a GenBank genome assembly.